Suillus paluster is the source of this 837-nucleotide messenger RNA. RefSeq lists its product as uncharacterized. Bases 44 to 535 code for a protein of 163 amino acids. The record is from RefSeq and is a predicted model, not a curated record. The transcript has 2 exons. Lineage: Eukaryota; Fungi; Basidiomycota; Agaricomycetes; Boletales; Suillaceae.
GAGAGGUGCGCUCUUGUUUUUCCAUCAUCCUCAUACCUCUUCAAUGGAUGCUUCCACUGGAGCGUGUUCAUCCUGUGCCUCAAAUGAGUCCUGUUUUCCCCUCGCCGUCGCCCCACUCCUAGAUGCUAAUGCAAUGCCGAGACCAUUGCCUGGUCAUGCUUCCGUGACCAAUGGUACUCCCCUGCCGAAUCUCGAACAGUCAACCAUGAACCCAAACAACUCCGUCAUAAUCAUGCAGAACAACCACAUUGCGGAAGGGGGAACCAUCAACAUAUUUUCAAGUCACUGCAUCGCCGUGACCAAGUUAGAGCGCGUAGUCCCAACUACAGAACCCACACCCUUGGAGCUUCCAUUGGUGAAGCAGAUAGCGCCAUUGGAACACGGUCGCGAAAGUAUAGUUUUGAGCGGCAACUCGUUUGGCGAGUGCGUCAUGAUAAACGUAGGAUCGCCAGGUUGCACUGGAGCUGGUAGGUCGUUAAAUUUUAAUUUAGCUUAUUUGGACGAAUACGGCUUUACUAUCGUUUUUAUCAGUUAAACAAACCGCUCUUGCAUCCCAAGUCAAUCCCGUCUAGCGGGAUGAAGUGACGGUAGACGUUGCAACUUUGAUUUGCUGGUCUUGUAAGGUUCUGUUCAUCUGUGCAAUACGCCUCUGUAAAAGUUACAAUAUACCAACAAUUUUGGAAUGGGACAAAUCGUACACACCUAAGCUUCGUGUUCGCUGACACAUUCACAUCGAGCAUGCCUCACGGAAGAUACUAAUGAGCUUACAAUAAAUAAAUACUCACGUGACUCAGAGAGACUUGAAUCUUGGUGGGGUGCGCACCGUCACCUCUAGAU